UGUCAGGGUGCGACUACUCCCAGGACCAGAUCUCCUGCUUUCUGCGCUUUACGGUCUCCAUGGGCCAAUUUCGGGAAGCCUCGACGGCUUUCUUUCCUCGGUAGUCAGAAUAACGGUUGAAGAAGCACGAUGCCUGAGGUCAAGUCGAUGUUCAGAGAGGUUCUGCCCAAACAAGGUCAGUUGUCCAUGGAGGAUGUUCCCACCAUGGUGCUGUGUAAACCCAAACUGCUGCCUCUGAAGUCCGUAACACUGGAGAAGCUGGAGAAGAUGCAGCACGAGGCGCAGGAGGUGAUAAAGCAGCAGGAGCUGGCCCUCAGAGAGCAGCAGCAGGCACAGCCGGAGCAGGAGCAGGCUCAAUAGGGCACACUAUGAGGGGAAGAUCUAAGAUCUAAUAUCACAACAUAUCGCUGUAGCUGGAGUCCAUCUGUAUUGAUCCCUCACGCCAAGCCGUUCUGCAUUAGGGAGGCUGUUCGGUGCUCAGUUUGUACUUAUUUGUGCUGCGUGAUUAUGUUUGACUUUGACAUCCAAUAAGCUUCUCUUUUAAUGCGGAUGUGUGUGUGAAUUCAUGCACGUCGUCCUGAGACUGGAGUUUAUUGAUGAGAGGAGCAGUUUAGCUCCGCCCAUCCACGCUGAAGUUAUAAGGAGGGUUUCAGCUGGGUUGAGUUUUGAAUGGUGCACGAUAGUCAGCAAGUGAGGACAGAGCUUAAUGGGCCUCGUUCACCAAUAUCUUAAGUUUUUUCUUAGGUUUGUUGUCAAGAAGUAAUCGACAUCUGGUGCCGUGUUACAGAAAAUUCUUAAGUCUGAGAUCUGCUUUGUUGUCAUGGCAACUUCAGUUUUAAGUCUUAAGUCUGUAAUCUUAUUUACAGGUAAAAAAAAAAAGGGUUUUACAGAAACAUCUUAAGUUGCCAAAAUAUCAUAAAUAUUGUCUGAACUUCAAACCCCAGAGCUUCUUAACUUCUGUUUUAAUCGUCUGUUUCUAUUGUUUUAUGCAGUGACGGGCAGCUCAGUUCACUAUAAGUAGCAUAAUAAUAUUACAUUUAUCUACACUGAAAACGGUGCUUUGACUUGUGAGGUUCUUUCUAACAGUGUUUAAAAGUCCCAGAUUCUGCAGACCCGAUCUCCACCGUCCCUCUUGAUGAUGAUAAAAUAUGACAGUGAUGGUGGUGAAUAAUGAGGAGAUGGAGCUGAAUGUGUGUCUGUUUAUUCGGAGGAUUAACAUUAGUGCGCUCGACUAAAGCGUUUAGGAAAUGAAACUGAAACUGAGAGCUGCAAAGCUCUGAUAAACAGCAGGGGGCGCUGACAAUAUUCUUCACUCGAGUUUAUGAUGCUUUAGUUCUGUUUGACCUUUUUUACCUCAGUAACGGGAGCUAAUGUUAGCUGUCUGGCUAACUAGCUUGAUUACGUGUUUACGUUUCAGAUGUGCGCGUGUGGUCAGUUGCUAGGUAACAGACACGACAGUUGAUUGUCGACUUCAGUCGAGUAAGUUAAGAUUUCCUAACUUGAGGUGAGAAAAGAUGCUGAAAGAUAAGAUUCUUAAAUUAAGACCUUGAUCUGUCAGAUCUACAGAUAUAAAGAUGGGUAUUUUCUGUAAUACAGCCUCAGAUUCACGACUGGGUUCUUAAACCGCAGAACUGUUUGCACCUUUGUGCUCUUGGGCUAGCUUCUAGUGCGAACGAGGACACUGAAGCAAAAGUAGCUUAAGCCAACAGCUCCACACAUGAACAAAAUCUGGUCUCACAAACCCCAAAUAAGAAAACAUCAGUGAACAUCAGAAACUUCAUGAAAACUCAGGUUUUAAGAAGUUUCUUCUUAAGAACGGUCGGUGAACGAGGCUCGUUAUUGCUGUUGAAACUCUUGGAUCUCCAUUUCGGUCAUUAGAGUUUUUUUUUCAAAACUAUUUGAAAAUGACUGCCUUUUGCAUGAUAGAUUUGAAUAAAGGGUGGGCCAAUA
This is a messenger RNA of Pygocentrus nattereri (red-bellied piranha), 1950 nucleotides long. It is a transcript of the gene bbip1, whose product is annotated as BBSome interacting protein 1. The transcript is spliced from 3 exons. Lineage: Eukaryota; Metazoa; Chordata; Actinopteri; Characiformes; Serrasalmidae. The coding region runs from base 130 to 360 and encodes 76 amino acids. Gene Ontology annotation, cellular component: BBSome. The record is from RefSeq and is a predicted model, not a curated record. Gene Ontology annotation, biological process: cilium assembly; receptor localization to non-motile cilium.